CAGCAAACAGGAAAUUAUGUCAGUCACCAUAGUUACUAUACCACACUAAGGAAGUUCUGUAUUUCACUGAUCAUUUGCUCAAUAGAAACGUGGUCCAGGCAGAGCCAGCCAAGCCAACACCCAUCACUGCAAUGCCGACAGAAAUAACACACACACACUGACCAUUUGUCAGGGCACAAAGUUUUGAUCUGGUUCCACAAGCAGACUGUAUGACAAUGAUGGCAACUCCAAACAACAGCAGCAUGGCUACCUCUGUUGUUACCAACUGCACCAACUUAUACGAUCAUCGUGUUUGGGCGCAUGUACUCCUACCAGUGAUUUACACUUUCAUAUUCAUUGUGGGAUUGUUCGGUAAUGUUUUGGCACUGCAUGUCAUCUGGCCCAAUAUGAAGAAGAUCAACUCCACUACGGUUUACUCUGCAAACUUGGUAGUAUCUGACAUCCUUUUCGCGCUUGCACUUCCUCUGCGAGUGGCUUACUAUGCCAUGGGAUUCCACUGGCCAUUGGGUGAGGGCUUGUGUAAGGCCACAGCUCUGCUGUUCUACAUAAAUAUGUAUGCUGGAGUAAACUUCAUGACCUGCUUGAGUGUGGACCGCUUCAUUGCUGUGGUGCUCCCGUUGCGCUUCAGCUGCUUCCGUAAAAUUCACAAUGUGCGCUACAUCUGCGUCGGUGUGUGGAUACUGGUGCUGGCCCAAACACUCCCACUUCUCUCCAUGCCAAUGAGCCAUGUGGAGCAUGACGGCUACAUCACAUGCAUGGAAUACCCCAACUUCGAGCAAGUUGAUAGCUUGCCCUAUAUGCUGAUCGGAGCCGUGUUCCUGGGCUAUGGCAUUCCUUUGGUAACCAUCUUGCUCUGCUACUCUGCUCUGUGCUGCAAACUUCGCGAACUGGCCAGGACAAACCAGUUAACUGAAAAGUCGGGCCUUAGCCGUAAGGCCACUGGUGUGAUCUGUUGUGUCAUCCUGGUGUUUGUGGUUUGCUACAGUCCCUAUCACAUAGACCUGCUCCAGUACAUGAUCCGAAAACUUCAGUACCAUCCAGACUGUGAUGAACUACAUGCCUUUCAGAUCUCACUGCAUGUCACUGUCAGUUUUAUGAACCUCAACUCCUGCCUGGACCCUUUCAUCUACUUCUUUGCCUGUAAGGGCUACAAGAAGAAGGUGCUGAAGCUUCUUAAGAGGCACGUGAGCAUAUCAUUAUCCAGUAUGGUUCGGACAUCGCCAGAGGAAUAUUCCAGGGACAUUGACAAAAUCAACAUGAGCAGUAGGGUCUAUCAGAAGGAAAGGAGCAGCAUGAUAGUGAGUGACUGAGAAACACAAACCAUUUGGACUAACUUCAAAAAGAACAGAACAAAACAUGAUGGCAUGUCUGAAACCAUCAAGCAAGUCAUAUCAAAUUUAACAGCUCAAUGUGGUAAAUAGUUUGUGAUAAAUGUGUAAAUAUUUUA
Molecule: messenger RNA, 1447 nt
Organism: Tachysurus fulvidraco (yellow catfish)
Lineage: Eukaryota; Metazoa; Chordata; Actinopteri; Siluriformes; Bagridae
Gene: gpr183a
Product: G protein-coupled receptor 183a
Exons: 2
Coding region: 210-1310 (366 amino acids)
Biological process (GO): G protein-coupled receptor signaling pathway
Cellular component (GO): membrane
Molecular function (GO): G protein-coupled receptor activity; oxysterol binding
Source: RefSeq, a predicted model, not a curated record